CACAUUUUCAGACUCUGAAAAUGCAUCUAAAUGUUAAACAUUAGGUUUACUGCAGAGCAAUAAGUAUCUGAGCCUGAAAUUGCAUUGUAAAAUUUUGUUGAAGCAAGGCAAUCAAAGAAAAGGUGUUCGUUGUGGCGACAAUAUUUAUGCAUCGACUCCUAUGGACUGUUGACAGGGAAUCAUGAAUUUUUCGUUGUAGCGGAAAUUUCGUUGAAGCGGCGUUCAUUGUAGCGGAGUUAGACUGUAUUCAGAAUGGCCACCAUCUAUAGGUGGCAAGCUGUACAACUCAAGAUGGAGCCCAGAGGAAGGUAUGUGAACCUGACAGAAGAAGAGUGUGCUCGCAUCGAUGGAAAUCCCAAGGUGGCUCGCAAACUAGACCGCCUACGGAAUCGCGGUGCGGGAGCAGCAGGGAGUGGUGCAACAGACGGCCUGCCCGGUAUUGGCGACGAGGAUGACGAAGAGGACGAGGACGCAACUGAGUCGGAGUCCGAGUCCACCGAUUCCGAUCUUCCGAGGUCGGGUGACUGGAGCUGCGAUUCGCUAGGUGCCGCGGUGUCGCCCAGCCACUCGACGGACUGUUCGGGGCCGAAGGCAUCCAGCCCUCUGACGGCCAAUGGGCACGCCUCGAGGAACAGCUGCUGCUGUGGGGAAUGCCGAACAUCAAAGGAGGGGGCGGAAGCAGCCUGCCAAACGCUUUCUACGGGGGACAUUGUCAUAACUAAGGUGUUCUUCGAAGAACAGGAGCACGGGGGAAAAACAAUCAUCCAGUGAGAUUUUAUAUAACUAAACCAGUGAGAGUAGUGUACCUCAGAGAACCGUUACUGUGUUGUGACAUGGCAUUUAAGAGGGCUCUUUUUAAGAGGGUACCGGUAAACCAAGUGACGGCCGAGGCAAAAUAGAGUGGCAGAUUUUCUAUAGGUGGCGCGUGUUCCAUCUGUUCAAAAGGAUUUCCACAACGCACUCAAGAAAGAAUGUACCUGCCAUGUUCUGUGAGGUUUCUUGUGCACGAGUUUUUUUAUGGGGUGCUUGCUUCUGCAGAACCUAUAUGUACAAGUGCCUUGACAUAGCUGCUCACUACCUUGGAGGGUUUGCUUGAAGCUUCCUGGGUUUGAGAGACCUUUUUCCCACAAGUGUGCACUGUCUGUUUAACCAAGUGACAAUGCAGAAUCGUUUCAAUAAGUUUGGAGUCAGGUUGUGUGCUGCACAUUUGAGCACGCAUGCAGUCUGUGCGAACUUGCGGAGAUGAUGUUUUUGUGUUUUGAGAAUAAAAACAAUUGUAGAUGCUUUUAUAGCCAUCUUGUUGGGUAUGGCAUAAACGUGAAUAAACGAAUGCAAGCAGUGGAAGUCACUGGAGCCAAAAUGGUACUUGUCUUCUUCAAACCACACGUGUGUGUGUUUUGUCCCCCAAAAAAACAAAAAGGAAGAGAGAGGAGGGCGUAAACUAUUAGAGGGAAAAUCGCAACUCUAACAGACUACACUGCACUCAAAUCUCAUUAUGACGGUCACGUCCGUUCAUGCAAAAUUUUGUUGCAUAGAUUUGUACCACUGUAUCGAUAACAAGACUUUAUUCACUUUGUUAUAGCAGAUAAUUUAUUAUACCUUGGUUUGUUAUAUUGAGGUUUGAGUGUAGAAUUCGAGAUUCAGUAAUUAUGCAACCAAAUUUCAUUCAGUCUCUGGGAGAAGAUAUUUUUUUUUGAUUUGAAGUUUUCUUUCUUUCUGCUGAUGCUGUUUCAUAUCGCUAUUAGGAGCUUUAUAAAUUAUUAUGCACUAUGUCUUUUGUUCUUAUUCAACUUUUAUUAUAAGGUAUUAGACUUUGAUUCCACCAUUGCAUGUAUUUAUAUCUUUGUAUUUUAUUGUUAAUUGGUAUUGCCCCUCCUGCUAGGAUCAAAUUGUACUGCAGUUAAUUGAGAUAAAUAAAUAAAACAAAACGGGAAGCACAUCAAAAACAAACCAAAGUGAGAGAAUGGUCACAUUGAAAGUUUACACAUUUUGCUUAACUAUAGUUGUCAAAAGUAAGCGCCAUCUAGAAAUGAUAAUUUCACAAAGAUCACAACUUGUUAGAAGAAAAGCUCGAGUCUCACUGGUUUUUUUGUAGUUAACAGACGGGAUGGAUUCAAAAGCCUCUUUUCAAACCUGUUGGCUGGAUGGUAUUAAUUUUGGGAAUAAAGUAGAACUCAAUAUUUUCACCCUUGUCAGUAAUCGUAGGUUUGACUGAGCGUAGCUUUGAUAAAGUUGUCACCUGCCACACUAUAAAAUGCUGUGCCACUGUUUUUGUCAUUUCUUCAUAAUGUCCACACGACGCCCGUUUAAUCUCGUAGUAUUAACAGGCUGUUCUGUAUUCGAUGUUCUAAAUACAUAACGAAAA
Molecule: messenger RNA, 2365 nt
Organism: Rhipicephalus microplus (southern cattle tick)
Lineage: Eukaryota; Metazoa; Arthropoda; Arachnida; Ixodida; Ixodidae
Gene: egl
Product: Egl_like_exo domain-containing protein
Biological process (GO): nucleobase-containing compound metabolic process
Molecular function (GO): 3'-5' exonuclease activity; nucleic acid binding
Source: RefSeq, a predicted model, not a curated record